AUGAAACGCAAGGCCGAAAAACAGCAGCCAGCUGGCCCUGUUAGCGCUGUCGCUGCUUUGGCAGCCCGCAGAGCUCGACAACAGCAAGCUCAGGUCGUAGAGCCACCAAAGCAUGCGCCUCAAGUCGUUACUGAGCCAGAGCCACCUUCGAAAAAGCCACGAAGAUCCCUCGAGGGCCCAGAGAAGACUGGGACAAAUGAGGAGCGUCGUGGUACACGAACAAGGGCAGCAAAGAAACGAAACGAGCCAUUGCCUGUGCAAAGAACACCAGAACGUCCCGUCAAAGUUAUCCAAACUCAAAAAUCAGAACCAAGGCCCGAGGUGGAGGAUAACCUCGAGCGCACCGAAAAUGAAGAGCUUGAAAAUGCCGAGGUCGAGGAUGAGAUGAACGAGGACGAUGUUGCAUCUGUUGUGGGUGAUGCUGAUGGCUAUGAAUCGCCCGCAGAAACUCCCGCAGAGCUCCAGAAUUUUCCUUUGUCAAAGGCUCGCUUGAACAAAGAUAAUAUCAUUUACAGUGAUGAAAGCACUCUUUGCAUCCGCAUUAAGGAGCGCACGUUAUUCAGCAUGGAGCUGACUUUGAUGCAGAACUUGGCGUUGCUAGGCCACUAUGAUCUCUGGGUCAAAAGAGGUGUUGUUAGCCUGAUGGGCGCGAAACUGCACCCGUCCUCACAAUUGCAUCGAGUCUAUGCUCCCUCAACCCACUCUUUGCCAGUCAUUAAAUGUGUUGCUGGCAUUGAUGGUGACGCAGAAAUCGAAAUCAAGUCUUGCAACAGCGGCAUCGCUCGCCUCCGUGACCUCUCGCCUCUAUACCAAAGAAUCUGGGCUGGCGAGAAUACCGCUGCAGAUAAGAUCACCCUGAAAGGUGCCGCAAAAGAUUCGAAGCGGACUUUUUCAGUGCUAUACACAUCGUCAGAUGAUUCCUUAAAUAGACAUAUCCGACCCCUUCACCUUGAUAAAAAGUGGAGUGGCUCUAUGAAAUCCCUCUCACAGCGUGAAGGUCGACUUCGUGUGCUAGUCUGUGGCCCUAAGGCAUCCGGAAAGUCCACUUUUAGUCGCUACUUGUUGAAUCAUGUUCUCAGCCCAACACCGGAGACCGAGAACGGAUAUACCAAUACGGAUGGGGUCGCUUUCUUAGACUUGGACCCGGGCCAACCUGAAUUCGCUCCUAUGGGUCAAGUAUAUCUUGCGCGCUUGAAAUCUCCCUUCUUUGGUCCACCUUUCACCCACCCAUCACUGGACGAUUCCCGUGAUGGUGAGAUAGUGCGGGCGCAUCAUAUCGGUGCAACGUCACCGAAAGAAGACCCUGAUCACUAUGCUUUAGCUGUCAUGGACCUUAUGGAUCAAUACCGCUCGUUAUUGGAGAAGCAUCCUCAAUGCCCUUUGAUCAUCAACUACCCUGGUUGGAUCUUUGGACAAGGUUUAGAGGUUGCAACUUGGCUGGUCAGAUCUCUCGGCCUCUCUGACGUGGUAUAUAUGAGUGAGAAAGGUCCAUCGGAGGUUGUGGACCCAUUGGGUAUGGCGGCUCGUGAAGCUCGAGUCCCCUUGACAAUCCUCCCAUCCCAGCCUACUGAUUUCGUGAGCCGAUCAAGCGCUCAAUUACGUGCGAUGCAAAUUCAGUCAUACUUCCAUAUGUCUCAUCCAAUCGAUCUCAGCACACCACUCUGGUCAGAUGCACCGCUCUCUCGCACAAGACCAAUUACUGUGGACUAUGCUGGUGUACGGCAAGGUAUUCUGGGAAUCAUGGUCAUGGGAUCCCAAAUCAACCCCGAUCUACUGCAAGAAACGCUUGAAGGCGCUGUCGUAGGGGUUGUAGCAGUGGAAUCUUCGAAAGCUAUUAUGGGUGACAUGGCAACACCAGAGAAGUCGCAUGACCAAGACCACGAGUAUAUUGACAAGGACUCAGAACACUCGGGUGAGGAUGGUGCAUCUAGGCUUUUCGUGGCUGAAAACGUUGUACGAACACCCGAAGACCUUCCUUACCUCUUUGUUGGGUCUGGCAGUUGCACUCCAUUGGAUCCCAAGGCGUCGAACUGUCUUGGUCUGGCUUUGGUCCGCUCGAUCGAUACCUCUUCUCGCAGACUUGAGCUCUCCACACCCAUCCCCCCAUCUCACCUACAAAAUGCCAUUGAAAAGGGCCAUGAUAUUGUAUUAGUCCGCGGUCAGCUUGACAACCCAAACUGGGCCAUCAGCGAAGAAUAUCAUGCCGCUCGUGCGGCGGAGCGGCGCUAUCAGCAGUCGACAUCUGGGUCCAAGAAAGCUGGAGACUCUGAUAGUGAGGAGGCACAUGAGCUCGAUCCAUCCAAGCAUAGUCGAACCCUUGCAUUAUUACGAGAGAGGGUCCGUCGGGCGAGCAAUGUGCCAUGGAUGACUGUCGUCGAAGACAACAGUCGUCACCAGCGGGAAGUUGCUGCGCGGCGAGAGAAGUCAUUAUGGAAGUUGAGGAAGAAGGCAUACCCCGGCAGCGAGAGUGAGGCAGAUCAUUAG
Molecule: messenger RNA, 2484 nt
Organism: Penicillium paradoxum
Lineage: Eukaryota; Fungi; Ascomycota; Eurotiomycetes; Eurotiales; Aspergillaceae
Gene: grc3
Exons: 4
Coding region: 1-2484 (827 amino acids)
Biological process (GO): cleavage in ITS2 between 5.8S rRNA and LSU-rRNA of tricistronic rRNA transcript (SSU-rRNA, 5.8S rRNA, LSU-rRNA)
Cellular component (GO): nucleus
Molecular function (GO): polynucleotide 5'-hydroxyl-kinase activity
Source: RefSeq, a predicted model, not a curated record